This is a messenger RNA of Humulus lupulus (European hop), 1197 nucleotides long. Its product is annotated as protein FAR1-RELATED SEQUENCE 5-like. NCBI's taxonomy places the organism in Eukaryota, Viridiplantae, Streptophyta, Magnoliopsida, Rosales, Cannabaceae. The transcript has a single exon. The record is from RefSeq and is a predicted model, not a curated record. Bases 1 to 1197 code for a protein of 398 amino acids.
AUGGUUUUUUAUAAUGGAGAAGAGAAUGUGGAUGGGGAAUUGCAGAUCAGUGAAAUGGAAGAAAUAGAACAACUAUAUGGACAAAAUAAUUUUGAACCACGAACGUUUGCAGGACCGGAUUUGGCAGAUUAUGAGGACCCAACUGUGUUGGAUGAGGAAGGAGAGGGAAUUUUUUCAAAGUACAGAAUCUUUGAAAACCCACUAGAAUUGAGUAAGAACACCCUAAUAGGCCAUGUUUUUGAGACACUGGAACUUGCAGAGGAAUUUAUAUAUGCAUAUGGAAGAGUGAUUGGAUUUAGCAUUCGAAAAGGUCACAUGAGGAAGAAUAGCGCUGGCCAGAUUCGUGAGCGAGAGUGGGUGUGCUCUAGGGAAGGGUCUAGGUUAGAGGCAAAUUUAAAUAGGCAGGAUAAAAAAACGGAACCGAAGAAAAUUACCAGAGUCCAUUGUAAGGUUGCAUUCCGGGUUAAUCUGAUUAAGUGUAGUGGUAAAUGGAGUUGCAAGGAGUUCUUAACAGAACACUCAAAUCCGGUCACCAUCAAUGACCACAAGCAGUUUCUACGGUCCAACAGGUUUGUGUCACCUGGUGAUCUUCAGCAGGCAAAGUCAAUGAAGGAUGCAGGUGUUAGAACAUGCCGCAUAAUGUCGUACAUGGCCGACAAGGUGGGGGGUUAUCAUAAAUUGUCGUUCACGGUGAAAGACCUGUACAAUCGUAUGUCUGCUGCAACAAAUGUGCAGUUUGCAGUAUCGGACGCGGGUCAUGCUGUCGGGUAUCUAGAGCAUAAAGCUGAUCAUGACCCGAGAUUUUAUGGAAUAUUCUCGUACGACAACAAAAGGCGACUUUUGAACUUGUUUUGGGCGGAUGGGAAGUCAAGAUUGGACUAUGAGAUGUAUGGACAUGCAAUCGCAUUUGACUCAACAUAUAAGACCAAUAGUUAUGGCAAACCGUUACUUGUAUGGGUGGGAGUCAACAACCAUUUCAGGACUACCAUACUAGGCCUUGCAAUUCUUGCAAACGAGUCUGCAAGCAGCUACAUGUGGGCGACACGAGCCUUUUUAGAAUGGAUGGAUGAGGCUCAACCCAAAACAGUUGUCACCGAUGGCGAUGAGGCGAUUGCAACAGCAAUAGAGGCUUUGAUCCCAAAUGCAACCCACCGCCUUUUUAUUGGCAUAUGCACAACAAAGCUGUUAAGAAGGUGA